CUUAGUCUCACUCUCUAAGUGCAUGUUUUGUUUGUUUCAGUAUAGACAUAUCAAAAUUGUUUCAGUAUAGAAUGAAAAGCAUCGCAUGCUUUGACGGAGUUCCUUCCCUCCGGUGAGCGAAGAAUGGAUGAGCGCAAGGGAAUCAUAACUUUUAGAGACGAUGAAGGACUUGAAAGGGGAAAAGUUAUUAAAUCGGAUCUAUUUCAAGCAAUUGAAGAAUCUCUUUAUGCAAUUGUUGUGCUCUCCCCAAAUUAUGCUUCUUCAACCUGGUGCUUAGAUGAACUUCUAAAGAUUCUUCAUUCCAAGAAGGUGUUGGGUCUUCAAGUAUUUCCAAUCUUUUAUGGUAUCGAUCCAUCUGAUAUUCGGCAUCGAAAAGGAAUGUUUGGAAAAGCAUUCAAAGAGCUUCAAGAAAAAUUUAUACAAGACACAAUGAAGGUGCAAGAAUGGAAGGAUGCGUUGGAAGAAAUUGUUAACUUGUCUGGUUGGCACUCCAAGAAUCGGUAAUUUCUACAUCUCUCACUAAUUAUCAUCACCUUUUCUUCAAUAAU
Molecule: messenger RNA, 548 nt
Organism: Prosopis cineraria
Lineage: Eukaryota; Viridiplantae; Streptophyta; Magnoliopsida; Fabales; Fabaceae
Product: TMV resistance protein N-like
Exons: 2
Coding region: 124-504 (126 amino acids)
Biological process (GO): signal transduction
Source: RefSeq, a predicted model, not a curated record